UGUUGUUUUUGGGUUUUUGCUUGAUUUGGUGAUGUAGAGCACAAAAAGAGCUUAUGAAAUAUAUUGUUGGAUGGAAGAGGGUAGUGGGAGGCUGUAAUUGACAUGGAAGUCUGGGUGAGAGGGAAUAAAUCAAGAGCUUAAUCUCAAAAUCCUAACGAAAGUAACCUCAUACGUUAACCAAAUUCCCCAAUGGAUUUAGAUUUGCUAUGUCUUGUUUUGGAGCUCAUCCACAAAACAGAGAAAAGAAAAACUCAGUCUUUGUUUCCAGUUUCAUCAAAACCUGUUUGUUCCACAAAAGUUAGUCCCUUAACCUUAGAAUGAUAACUCUAAGGUUAAUUCAAGCCCUCAGACUUUUGUAACAAGCUCCGGGUUAUUGGAGACUAAUUUACUGAUCUAUAUUUAGAGCAACAUUGAACGUGUUAGGAGACGGAGUCUAGCUUUUAUCAGUUUGGUUAAAGGGGGUUAUCGGCGUCGCUGCUAUUUUCUUGUUAAUUACAAGCUCUUAGCUGCUACUUUCUUGUUAAUUACAAGCUCUUAGCUGCUACGGUUUGCAGUUGGUGUUAAUACGGUUGAAGAAUGGCUCUUGCCCCUCAUUCAAACUUUCUCGCCAACCAUGAAACCAUCAGAUAUUAUGUCGGGUCAAAGUUUCCCGGUCAUAAAAGGUUUAGCUGGGGAUGGGAAGAUUACUUUGGUAAUAUAUUCGUAGCGAAAAUUUGUUCCAGCAGACGGAUACCUAGAUACUUUCGAAAAUCUCCUAGAAUAUGCAGCAGUUUGGAUUCAAGAAGUUUGCAACUAUUGUCACACGGGAAACACAAUCUCUUUCCCGCACAUAGCAUUAACCAGAAUGUAUCUAAGGGAAAUUCAGGAAGCAAAUUUCCAAAAGAUGUAGCUUUGAUGGUUUGGGAGAAAUGGGGCCAAUUUGCCAAAACAGCAAUUGUAGCUAUAUUCAUUUUGUCAGUUGCUUCAAAAGCUGAUGCGGUUGAUGCUCUCAAGACUUGUACUUGCUUACUGAAAGAGUGCAGGUUAGAGCUUGCGAAGUGCAUUGCAAACCCUGCAUGUGCAGCUAAUGUUGCCUGUCUCCAGACUUGCAACAAUAGACCUGACGAAACGGAAUGUCAGAUAAAAUGUGGUGAUUUGUUUGAGAACAGUGUUGUAGACGAGUUCAAUGAGUGUGCAGUCUCCCGAAAGAAAUGUGUACCUCGUAAAUCUGAUGUUGGUGACUUUCCUGUACCUGAUCCAAGUGUUCUUGUCCAGAAGUUUGACAUGAAAGAUUUUAGCGGGAAAUGGUUCAUAACACGCGGUUUAAAUCCCACUUUUGAUGCUUUUGAUUGUCAAUUGCAUGAGUUCCAUACAGAAGAAAACAAACUUGUGGGGAAUUUAUCGUGGAGAAUAAGGACACCUGAUGGAGGAUUUUUUACUCGAUCAGCGGUGCAAAAAUUUGUGCAAGAUCCAAAGUAUCCAGGGAUACUCUACAAUCAUGAUAAUGAGUAUCUUCACUACCAAGAUGACUGGUAUAUUUUGUCAUCCAAAGUAGAAAAUAGUCCAGAGGAUUACAUAUUUGUGUACUAUAAGGGCAGAAAUGAUGCAUGGGAUGGAUAUGGUGGUUCUGUACUUUACACAAGAAGUGCAGUUUUGCCUGAAAGCAUUAUACCCGAGUUGCAAACCGCCGCUCAAAAAGUUGGCCGUGAUUUCAACACCUUCAUAAAAACAGACAAUACAUGUGGCCCUGAACCUCCCCUUGUUGAGAGGUUGGAGAAGAAGGUGGAAGAAGGCGAGAGGACGAUCAUAAAAGAAGUCGAGGAGAUAGAAGAAGAAGUAGAGAAGGUGAGAGAUAAAGAAGUCACCUUAUUCAGUAGACUGUUUGAAGGUUUUAAAGAGCUCCAACGAGAUGAAGAGAACUUCUUAAGAGAGCUGAGCAAAGAAGAAAUGGAUGUUUUGGAUGGACUUAAAAUGGAGGCAACUGAGGUAGAAAAACUUUUUGGGCGUGCUUUACCAAUAAGGAAGUUAAGGUAAGUAUCGUUAAAAGUAUUUUUAAAGCCAUUGAAACUAUCAAUAUAUAUACUACAUGUAUAGUUGUAUUUGAUUCUUUUGCCAGGAAUAGAUUGCUCACACAUCAUGUAUUACUUUUUUUUCAGAAGCAUAAUAAUAUAUUUCUUCUCCUUUCAAACCA
Messenger RNA from Nicotiana tabacum (common tobacco), 2170 nucleotides. Its product is annotated as violaxanthin de-epoxidase, chloroplastic-like. Lineage: Eukaryota; Viridiplantae; Streptophyta; Magnoliopsida; Solanales; Solanaceae. Gene Ontology annotation, cellular component: chloroplast. Gene Ontology annotation, biological process: xanthophyll cycle; chlorophyll metabolic process. The record is from RefSeq and is a predicted model, not a curated record. Gene Ontology annotation, molecular function: violaxanthin de-epoxidase activity.